This is a messenger RNA of Triticum turgidum subsp. durum (durum wheat), 2700 nucleotides long. NCBI's taxonomy places the organism in Eukaryota, Viridiplantae, Streptophyta, Magnoliopsida, Poales, Poaceae. The record is from the annotation of a GenBank genome assembly.
AUGGCCGCGCUCCGCCUCCCCGCCCCGCCGACGGCGAGGUGGUCCCCGCCGGCGCCGUCCUCCGCGCGGUGGCAGCACCCGCUGUGCCGGGGCGGCGCCAGGCGUCCCGCGGGCCUCGCGGCGCUGCGGGCCGGCGGGGAGGAGGGUCCGGGCCCGGAGGAGCCGCCGGUGAGGACGCUCCUGAUCGACAACUACGACAGCUACACCUACAACAUCUUCCAGGAGCUCUCCGUCGUCAACGGCGUGCCGCCUGUGGUGGUGCGCAACGACGAGUGGGCGUGGAGGGACGUGUACAACUGGGUGUACAAGAAGAGGGCCUUCGACAACAUUGUGAUCUCGCCGGGCCCUGGAUCUCCGGCGUGUCCUACCGACAUAGGUGUAUGUCUGCGGAUACUUUGCGAGUGCGGAGAUAUACCCAUCCUCGGUGUCUGCCUUGGCCACCAGGCCUUGGGAUUAGUUCAUGGUGCUAAGAUUGUUCACGCUCCUGAGGCUAUACACGGGCGACUUAGUGAAAUUGAGCAUAAUGGAUGCUACCUCUUUGAUCAUAUCCCAUCAGGUAUAAACUCUGGAUUCAAGGUAGUGCGAUACCAUUCACUUGUAAUAGAAGCAAGCUCACUGCCUGAGGAUCUUGUAUCAAUAGCAUGGACGGCUUCUCCCAGAAUGCUAUCUUUCCUUGAUAGCGAUAAGCCUGACAACACUUCAUUCUGGGGAUCAUUGAAUAACUUUUCUAUAACAGACCCUUUAGGGCGCACUAACAAUUGUGAAGUUCCAGUUACCAUAAACAAUGCUAGUAAGCCAGACGGCUACAAGAUUGUCAUGGGCAUCAAGCAUUCCAGCAUGCCUCAUUAUGGAGUGCAGUUCCAUCCAGAGAGUGUUGCUACUCAUUACGGAAGACAGAUUUUUCAGAACUUUAAGAGGAUAACAACUGAUUUUGGAUCACAAUCAUCGUUGUUUCAGGAAAGAAAGGUUCACAGUAUUGGUAAACUGGAAAGCCCUCAAGUCAAUUCUGCAGAUCAAUGCAAUUAUGUCCCGAAGGGCUUGUCACACACUGAAGGACUGGAGCUUGGCGAUUCUGUUGGGGUUCACAUGCUUGCAGAGAGAAAUGUCGAGAAAAAAUAUUUACGGUUGAGAUGGAAGAGGAUUGGUAACUUUCUCAGCCGCACAAGUGGCUCUGAAGACAUUUUCUCGGAGCUUUUUGGUCAUCAAAAUGCUGAAGAUACAUUUUGGCUGGAUAGCUCAUCAGUUGAUCAGAACAGGGCACGCUUUUCAUUUAUGGGCGGUAAGGGUGGACCUCUGUGGAAGCAAAUGACUUUUCAUCUCUCAAAUCAAAGGGCCAACUGUGGAGGAACCAUUACUAUUCGAGGUGUUCAUGGAUCUGCUGUGAAGAACUCUCUCAAAGAUGGCUUCUUGGAAUUCCUUCACAAGGAGAUUCAGUCCAUUAGAUACAAUGAAGAGGAUUUUGAAGGGCUGCCAUUUGACUUCCAUGGUGGAUUUGUUGGAUAUCUAGGGUAUGGUCUUAAGGUUGAAUGUGAUGCAUCAUCUAACAAAGCUAAAUCAAGUACUCCUGAUGCAUGCUUCUUCUUUGCUGAUAACCUUUUGGCGAUCGAUCACAACAAUGGUGAUGUAUAUAUUCUGUCAUUAUAUGACGAAUAUUCUUUAAGUAAUGGAAAUGGAAUGCACCAUAAUACAACACACACUUCAUGGUUGCUGGAGACUGAGAAGAGGCUUCUCAGGAUGGCUGCUGUGUCACCAGGACUACCGAUUAAUGGAAAAUCACUCAUUGGAUCAUCCAAUGUGAAUAAGCCAAGUUUCGUCGUAGAAAAAUCAAAGGAUCAAUACAUUAAGGAUGUUCGAAGUUGCCUGGAUUAUAUCAGAGAUGGAGAAAGUUAUGAGUUGUGCCUGACCACUCGGAUGAGGAGAGGGAUAGAGUAUAUAAAUGCUCUUCAACUGUACCUUAAACUGAGAAAGCAAAAUCCAGCCCCCUAUGCAGCCUGGCUUAACUUCUCGUCAGAAAACCUGAGUAUAUGCUGCUCUUCUCCUGAGAGGUUUCUGCGACUAGAUCAAAAUGCAAUUCUGGAGGCAAAACCGAUCAAAGGUACUAUAGCACGUGGCAGAACACCCGAGGAAGAUGAAUGUCUACGCUUGCAACUGAAAUACAGUGAAAAGGACCAGGCUGAGAACUUGAUGAUUGUCGAUCUCUUAAGAAAUGAUCUGGGCAAGGUCUGCGAGCCCGGGAGUGUGCACGUUCCUCGCCUCAUGGAUGUCGAGUCAUACAAGUCAGUUCACACCAUGGUUAGCACCAUCCGCGGAACAAAGAAGCCCGACCUAAGCCCGGUCGACUGCAUCAAAGCCGCCUUCCCAGGGGGCUCGAUGACGGGCGCCCCGAAGGUGAGGUCGAUGGAGAUCCUUGACGUGCUCGAGAGCAGCCCGAGGGGCAUCUACUCGGGGUCGAUCGGGUUCUUCUCAUACAACCGCACGUUCGACCUGAACAUUGUGAUCAGGACGGUGGUGCUGCACGACGGGGAGGCCUCGGUGGGGGCGGGCGGGGCGAUCGUGGCUCUGUCGGACCCUGAGGCGGAGUAUGCCGAGAUGAUGCUCAAGGCUAGGACACCGACGAGGGUUGUCGAGGAGUGCAGCCAACAGGCCGCGGCGCACAGCAGUCCGGACCGAUCGGAUUCGGUGCGGACGACUAUAAGUUAG